CGUUGGUGUCAGAUUUUGUGUUUGGAUUUUUUUUAUUUUUUAUAGGAAGAAUUUUAUUUUGUAACAUCAUGAUUUAUGGUAGGUGUGCAGCUUGUAAGAGUCAAAGAAGAAGAUGCCCUUCUGAUUGCAUUUUCUCUCCUUAUUUCCCUGCCAAUGAUCCUCAAAGAUUUGCAUAUGUUCACAGAAUCUAUGGUGGUAGCAAUGUUGGAAAAAUGCUGCAGCAACUCCCUCACUAUGUAAGAGAACAAGCUGCAAAUACAUUGUAUUUAGAAGCACAAUGUAGAAUUCAAGAUCCUGUUUAUGGAUGUGUUGGAAUUAUCUCUAAAUUGUAUCAACAAAUCCAUGAUACAGAAGUUGAGCUGGCCAAAAUUCAAACUCAAAUUGCUUGUCAUAAGAACAAAAAUUCACGAGUUGAAGUUCAAUCAAAUUUCAAUAUUUUGUCAACUAUUGAUGCUGAAUCAAACUUGAACUUCUUGCCACCUCAGGGUAACAACAUGGAGUUUCAAUGGCCUAGUCAAAGUUUUAAUUGGUUCAAUUAAGACUUGUUUUUUCAAUAGAUACAAGGCAAUAUAGCUUGAUCUUAUUAUUCUAUUUUGUUAUUCAAAAUUUAA
Molecule: messenger RNA, 611 nt
Organism: Cicer arietinum (chickpea)
Lineage: Eukaryota; Viridiplantae; Streptophyta; Magnoliopsida; Fabales; Fabaceae
Product: LOB domain-containing protein 23-like
Source: RefSeq, a predicted model, not a curated record